Messenger RNA from Trichomonas vaginalis G3, 624 nucleotides. Its product is annotated as small Rab GTPase RabX1. Gene Ontology annotation, molecular function: GTP binding; GTPase activity. Bases 1 to 624 code for a protein of 207 amino acids. The transcript has a single exon. NCBI's taxonomy places the organism in Eukaryota, Parabasalia, Trichomonadida, Trichomonadidae. The record is from RefSeq and is a predicted model, not a curated record.
AUGGCUGAAAGCAAAAUACCCAGCUUCAAAGUAACUUUUGUCGGACCAGCCAACGUAGGAAAGACAUCACUCCUUGUCAGACUCGAUAAGGAUCAAUUCAAUCCAGCAACAAUCGCUCCAACAGCUUCAAUGCAAUGUUUCCCACACAAUUAUACAACAAGCACCGGAAAAGAGAUACAGGUUAAUUUUUGGGAUACAGCCGGCCAAGAAAGAUUCAAAGGUCUCGGUUCACUUUAUUAUCAAAAUUCACAGCUUUGCAUUGCUGUUUUUGAUUUAACACAGCCAGAAUCUUUCAAGGAUGUCAUUGAUUACAUUGACAAAUUUAACGAAUAUUCAGCAAACGGCCAAGGAAAUAUUAUUUUAGCAGCAAAUAAGCACGAUUUAGCUGAAGAUGUCGAUAUAACAAGCUUCAUUGAGUAUGCUGAUGGAAAAGGCUAUUCCCUUUUCUUAACUUCCGCUAAAACAAAGGAAGGAAUUGAAGAUUUAAGACUUAAUAUUAUUGAUCGCUUAGAUCCAUUUAAGCAGGAGGCAUACAAAGAAGAACAGGUCGCAAUGGGCCAAAAAGACGAUGGAAUCGAUAUUACAAUCUCCGAUUCAAAGCCAAAGGAGAAGAAAUGCUGUUAA